Darwinula stevensoni is the source of this 3309-nucleotide messenger RNA. Lineage: Eukaryota; Metazoa; Arthropoda; Ostracoda; Podocopida; Darwinulidae. The record is from the annotation of a GenBank genome assembly.
AUGGAGGUUCGGGAGGCCUGCAGGGCGCCACCAAAGCUUGAAGUUAUCAGAAGCACGGAACUUAAGAGGAGACGUGAGGACAAAAGAGAGAAAAUGCCUCAUUUUCACAGGGGCAGGGAGGCGGAGAGGCAAGGGAACGGGCAGCAGAGCCCAGCCAAGGAUGGACAGACUUCCAAGGACUUUGCACACAACUGUAAGAAUUAUGAGAAACUGGCUGAGUUGAAACAGUUGGAAAAGUUUAAAGGAAAAGAUCCUCGAGAGAAGAAUUGGAUGAAGGUUCGAGAGGCUGCAUACAAAAACCUGACUUUCCGUGAAGGUGCCGAGGAGUAUCAAAAAGAAAAUUAUCCGGGAGCAGAGAUGCGGGCUUACUCAUUCCCCGUUGGGUACGUCCUCAAAGACCAGAGUCAGAAAAAACUGUUUGAUGAAAUGCAGAAAGCAAAAGCAACAAAGGAAGUCGGUGCAUCUACAACGAUUCCGAUAGAAUGCUCAGCAGUCGCCACGGUUUUCGACUACAUGAAGGAAGAAUUAGCCGACAUUCCUAGUUUCGUCACAUACGAUUACGAAUUCAACGCGACAUUCUACAAAGCUAUGGGAGUUGAAGGAAAAGGAACGCCAAACAAGGAGGACCGCUGGAACAGAUAUGGAAUCGAAAUCUUGAGAAGUGAUCAUGAUGUAUGCGGAAUCGUGUCGGAUGGCAACCGCGUUCUCGUGCUAUUCUUUGAGGUGAAAAGCAGACAUGAAACAAAGCGCGGUCGUUCCCUUCUGGAGCAUAUGGGGAAGGCCGAGAAUCAGCUGGAAAAGGGCCAUCGCGUUGUUCGGCAGAUGGUUGGAGCGACGGCGUUUAAGCACACUUAUUUAUGUGGCUUCGUUGCUUUCCCGUAUUUGUCGAGGAAAGACAUUCGAGAGUCUCUGGGGUGCGACUGUGACGAAAAUAUCCUUACAAAAGACGACCUGGAUUCACGUGAUUCAUUCAAGAAUUUCCUCGAGAGACACGGGGUCACGCUAACAAGGAAGAUGACACGAGAAGAAGCAGUCAAGGAGUGUUACUUGGACGUGAUGAGAACGUAUGUGGCUGCCUCUGCGUCGGUGUCGGAAAUGCCAAGGACAGUUGAAGAAUUUCGCGAGAACAUCGGCGAAAAUAUGCAAGAAGCAUUACUUCUUCUCACGCCUCAUCAAAGACAGAUUCUUCACGAAGAUAGGCGUAUUCUUUUUCUAACUGGUGGGCAAGGUACAGGAAAAACGUGGCUACUCCUCAAGAGAGCCGAGGAACUUGCACACGGUGGGGAAGAAGUCAUUAUCGUCAACAUGUCAGGGGGAGAGCUUACCAAUGAUAUCACCAAGUGGCGAGAUGAACGCCAUUUCGAGGAUAAAAUCACAAUCAAGUAUCCAGGGGGUAGCAACCAACAGAAUUUUAUUGAGACGAUCAUUGCUGACCAAGAAAAGCAUGUUUUGGUUGAUGAAAUGCAGAUCAACUGGGAAAUGGAGGAAAGUGAACCAGCCGAUAUCGGACAAAGAUGGAAGGACUUUGCAGAGAAGUCGAAAUGCAAAAGUCUUUGGAUCGUAUGGUGUCCAAGCAAUCCUUGUUACCAUGAGACUCUGGAUUUCCAAAAAAUCAUCGAUUCCCUGGGAAGAGAACGAGUGGAGCUACUGACAGAAAUCAAGAGAAACACAGAGAACUUGGGGAAAUUUGUCAUAGAUGUGACCCGGUUCAUUCAAAAGAGGUUCCCAUGCUCAUUUUUACUGCCCAUGCAGGGCUUGGAAAAUAAUACAUUUCUGUCCAUGGUUUCAUCUGAGCACAAGGGUGAGAUGGAUGGAAAGCCUCAAAUUGUCUUCAUUAAAGCUCCCCCAAAAUACAACGAGGUAUACCUGUGGGCAUCAGAGGCUGCAUUGAAGAUUCGAUCACUUCUAACUGACUCCCGACCCUUUACGAUUAUCACCAGGGGAGAAGAACAUGAAAGAAAUGUUGUUGUGCGAGAACUCGGAGGACGCCUUCAGCAAAAAGUCGCCUUCCUCGACAAGGAAGGCAGACUUCGAGGACAUUCUGAACCGGACUUCUUUGUAUUCCAUGAGUACCAGGUGGUGGGGAUGUCAUUCCAGGAUCUCAUCCUCUUAGACGAUGAAAAGUGCUUUUACCGCUCUUGGUCUCGCAUAAUUUGCAUGGCCCGAGGCUCUCUCCAUGUGAUCACCACAAUCUCACUACUCUCUGGUCGCUGGGAAGAACCUCAGCAUCUCGGACUCAUCUCAUCCUGUUCUCUCAUGAAUCCUGGCAAGCCAUCAUUGGAUGUUUCUCAUGCUCCACUAGACGAGUCACACACGAUCUCGUGGCCCACUUCCUUGGAACAAGAUACCCCAUCACCAGAUGCCGAAACCGAGUGGAAAAGGUUCGUGCUUCUAUUUGGACAAAAUCAAUCUGGAAAGACAACAUUUCUCAUAAACCGAUUGAAAGGGAAGGCUGAACAGGUAAAGGAGGAAAUGAGUAAAGAGGAGUUAAUAUGCAAGACACGGAUUCUGUUCGUUGACUGCAGCAGAUGGCAUAGAAAUGCAUGUUCUAAAAAACUCUUCUUAGUGAGUAUGGAAGAAAGAAUAAAGAAGAUUGGACUGGAGAAAGUGGUGGAGGUAUUCGACAUCCAUGAACUCAUACAGGACUAUGGCUUCAGACAAGAACUGUCUUUUUACCCCCAAGCUAUGGAAAAACUGCUGGUGAAAAUAUCUGAGAAGGGGGAAAAGGAAGGACAAAGAUUUCACGUUGCCUUGGACAAUGCUCCCGUUCAUGCUAUUGGACGUGGUCCUGGAGAUACAGAUGGAUUGAGGAAAGAAUGGGAGUCCAUCCUCGAAUCACUCUCUUCUCAUACCUCUCUCGCUUCUCUUACCAUCGCCUUCCUACCCUACGUCGGGUAUGUUACCAUCACCUUCGACGUGAAGGAGUUCAAGAGGGAAUUCAAAGUCCUUCCAGAUACAAGGGUGAUGAUCCUUGAGAGCGGAUAUCGGAAUGCGGGUUUCCCCAGCCUCCUUCGUCACGUCCUCUCCCACGAAUCCCCCCAUGAGUUGAGGGUGAAACCUGGAACCUUGAACACUAGGCCUCGGCCCUCCUCCCUUGUGCCUGGGGAGAAACCCUAUCUCAUCACUCCUCCUUUGGAGGCACACUACCACGGUGGAUUCAUGUGCGUUGGUGGCCGGGGUCGAGGAUGCCUCGCUGUCGCGGCUGCUGCUUACCUUCACUCCAACUUACAUGAACUCAUCUGUGUCACAGAAGGAAGCAAGGAGGAGAAGAAAGAAGAAGAGAGCAAGAAUGAAAUUGGGUUGAAGGAG